This is a messenger RNA of Chelonia mydas (Green sea turtle), 1182 nucleotides long. RefSeq names its product sialic acid-binding Ig-like lectin 12. The coding region runs from base 1 to 1182 and encodes 393 amino acids. The record is from RefSeq and is a predicted model, not a curated record. NCBI's taxonomy places the organism in Eukaryota, Metazoa, Chordata, Testudines, Cheloniidae. The transcript has 6 exons.
AUGUCUCAGGACCAUCUGGUGAUCGGGGCGGGGGGGUCCCUGUGCCAGCUGCCCGGAUUUACCCUGACGCUGCCGCAGUCCGUGUCGGUGCAGGAGGGUCUCUGCGUUCUUGUCCCCUGCACCUUCGCGUACCCAGCCAGGUACGACACCGGCAAUCCCCAGGCCCGGCUCUACGGACACUGGUACAAGCAUCAGGCCGAUCUCGGCCAGGAUCCGCCCGUGGCCAGCAGUGACCCCAGCCGGCGGGUGUCGCAGGAGACCCAGGGCCGGUUCCGGCUGGCGGGGGAUCUGGAAAGUGGCGACUGCUCCCUGCAAAUCAGUGAUGCCCGACGGACGGAUGCCGGGAGAUAUUUCCUUAGAGUCGAGAAAGGAAACUUGAAAUACAAUUACCGCCCCAAUUCCGAUGGCACUGAUCUUACACUCGCGAUCUCCGUGCCAGGGCUGACGGAGGAGCCAGAGAUCCAGAUCUCGCCGGUUCGGGGGCUGCCAGGGACGCUGCUGGCCGGGGAGCCGGUGACUGUGACCUGCACGGCCCCCGGGCGCUGCUCCGGGCCCCCUCCCCAAAUCACCUGGACGGGGCCGUUCAGCGACACAGCCCGGGACGUCUCAGCCGCGCUGGCGAACGGCACCUGGGCCCGCAGCUCCGUGCUGCACUUCACACCCGCCCCGGGGGACCACGGCAAAGAGCUCGUCUGCAGAGUCACCUACCGCCCACCAUGGGGACCUUCCACCAGCAGAACCGUCCAGCUUCACGUCGGCUACCCACCCGGCCCCCCCAGCAUCACCGGGACCCUGACCAGGAACGGACGCCCCGUGCCAGAUGCCUGGGGAGCUGAGGGCGACGUCGUGUCUCUGGAGACCCAGGAGGGCGACUCCCUGAGCCUGGGCUGUGAGGCUGGGGGCAGACCCGAGGCCACCCUGAGCUGGGCCAAGGGGAACGAGUCCCUGAGCCCCGGCCAGGGAGGGGCCGGGCGCCUGGAGCUGCUGAAUCUCAGCAGAGGGGACGCUGGGGAGUAUCGGUGCUGGGCGAAGAAUCCCUUUGGGUCGGCCAGCCGGGCCCUGCGUGUGCACAUGCAGUGUGGCCUCACUCGGGCAUUUAUUGAAAUCAGCUGCAAACUCGUCUUCGUGGCGACUGGAUUCUUCCUGGCCUAUUACCUCACCCUGCUCUAUUACAGACGGUAA